Molecule: messenger RNA, 1608 nt
Organism: Schizosaccharomyces osmophilus
Lineage: Eukaryota; Fungi; Ascomycota; Schizosaccharomycetes; Schizosaccharomycetales; Schizosaccharomycetaceae
Product: plasma membrane gluconate:proton symporter Ght3
Exons: 1
Coding region: 1-1608 (535 amino acids)
Biological process (GO): transmembrane transport; carbohydrate transport
Cellular component (GO): plasma membrane
Molecular function (GO): carbohydrate:proton symporter activity
Source: RefSeq, a predicted model, not a curated record
AUGAAGAGAAUUAUUACAUCCAUUCUCGUUGUGUUUAUCUCCAUGGCUGGAUGGCUGGGAGGUGCCGAUACCGGUUCCAUUAGCGGCAUUUUAAAUAUGAAGGAUUUCCAAGCUCGUUUUGCGAAUCGUUUUAAUCCUUCUACACAUGAGUAUUCUUAUACGGCUGCGCGUCAAGGUCUUUUGACGGGUAUGGUGAAUGCUGGUUGUCUGUUUGGUGCCAUGCUUUCUUCCCCGUUUACGGAAUUCAUUGGAAAGCGAAAUUCUAUUUGCUUUUUUAGUGGAUGCUAUAUUAUAGGUCAAAUUGUUUUGAUUACUUCCAUCCAUUCUUGGGUGCAAGUCUUGGUUGGUAAAAUCUUUGUCGGUCUCACGAUCGGUGCCUUGUCUGUUCUUAGUCCAAGUUACCAAUCAGAAGUCGCCCCACCACAAAUUCGCGGCGCCGUUGUCUGCACAUACCAAGUGUUUCAAACAUGCGGUACAUUGGUAGCAGCAUGCAUCAACAUCGGAACCAAGGAUCUCGCCAACACAGCCACUUGGAGAAUCCCUCUAGGAAUCAACAUGCUUUGGGGAGUAUUUCUUAUGAUCGGUGUCCUUUUCCUUCCUGAAUCCCCUAGAUACCUUAUUUACAUUGGAAAAGAAGACCAAGCUCUUCAAGUUAUGUGUGAGACUGCUGAACUCAGCCCAGAGACCGAUAUCAUUCAAACAAACUUCAACACGAUUCGAAGUGAUAUUGAUAAAGAGAUGGCUGGAGGAAAAGCAAAAUGGGGUGACAUCCUUGGUCCAGAAAUUCGGUAUCGUACUGCUCUUGGGUUCUUGACUAUGCUUUUAAGAGAGCUCAUCGGUAAUAACUACUACUUCUAUUAUGCUACUCAGGUGUUUAAGGGAACCGGAAUGACAAACAAGUAUCUUCCUGCAAUUAUUCUAGGUGCCAUCAAUUUUGGUACGACCUUGUGUGUACUUGGUAUUGUGGACCGCGUUGGUAGGAGACUUCCGCUUGUGCUUGGUGCCAGUUUUCAGGGUAUAUGCUUUUUCAUUUACGCCGCCGUUGGUGAUAAAAAGCUAUAUAAUCCAGAUGGUUCUUCAGACACUAGAGCCGGUUCUGUAAUGAUUGUGUUUUCAUGUUUGUUUAUCUUUUCCUACUGCUGUUCUUGGGGACCUAUUGGUUGGGUCAUUGUUGGUGAAACGUUUCCAAUCCGCUAUCGCAGUAAAUGUGCUGGUGUCGCAGCUGCAGGAAAUUGGCUUGGUAACUUUAUGGUUUCUUUCUUUACUCCCUUUAUUUCAAAUGCUAUAGGCUUCAAAUUAGGAUAUAUUUAUGCUUGCAUUAAUGUUGUUUCAGCGUUCCAAAUCUUCUUCAUGGCGAAGGAAACUAAGGGAUUGACGUUAGAAGAGGUGAAUGAUCUUUAUCUUUCGAACGUCAAGCCCUGGAAUUCUUCCAUCUACAUUCGUAAUGUUAAGAAACAUCAUAUUGAAUUCAGCAAAGAAGAAGAAAGACGUGAAAGAGAGAAGUCCAAAGGAGCCCAGGGUCAAGAAGAAGAAUUUAUUGAAAAUGCCGAAAAAAUUGAAGAUGUUGAUAAAACCGUUGAUGCCGGAAGAUUGGACUUUAAAAUAUAA